Molecule: messenger RNA, 3205 nt
Organism: Calidris pugnax (ruff)
Lineage: Eukaryota; Metazoa; Chordata; Aves; Charadriiformes; Scolopacidae
Gene: FOXRED2
Product: FAD-dependent oxidoreductase domain containing 2
Exons: 8
Coding region: 391-2448 (685 amino acids)
Molecular function (GO): flavin adenine dinucleotide binding; monooxygenase activity
Source: RefSeq, a predicted model, not a curated record
CCCAUUGGCUGAUGGGCUUGCGCCUCCCUUUCCUAUUGGCUGUCGGGGCGCAGAGGCGCUGCGGGGGGCACGCGGCCAUUACACCGCAGGUGCUGCCCCGCCUUCCCGCCCGCUGGCCCCCACCCUGUCUGCUAUUGGCUGGGCGACCUGGGACUCCCUUCACUAUUGGCUGGCAGGGAGCAGGGCCCCGCCCCAACACCCUCACCUCAGCUUGGGGCCCGGAGGAGCGAUGGCGGUGUCGCGGCCGGGCCUGGGCCUGGGCGGCGGCGUUGGAGCGGCCAGGCCUGGGCAGGCCCAAGGCCAACCGGGUGGGGUGUCUCUUACAGGGAGGCUGCUGGGUGACGCCUCCUUGGUCCUCUCCCCCGCAGGGGCAGCUGUCCCAGCCUUGCCAUGGCCCCGGCGGUCUGCAGGACACUCCUGGGCCUGGCCUUGUACACCGGCAGCCUGUGUGCGGCAAGCAGCCCUGCUUUCCUCUACCACGACUACUGCAUCAUCGGGGCCGGCCCUUCAGGCUUGCAGAUGGCCUAUUUCCUCCAGCAAGCUGGCCGGGAUUACGUGGUCUUCGAGCGGAGCCAUGCUCCCGGCAGCUUCUUCGCCCUCUACCCUCGGCACCGCAAGCUCAUCAGCAUCAACAAGCAGUACACGGGCAAAUCCAACAGCGAGUUCAACCUCCGCCACGACUGGAACUCGCUCCUCAGCCACGACCGCCGGCUGCUUUUCCGGCGCUACUCCCGUGACUUCUUCCCCAACGCCGACGUGAUGGUGCGUUACCUGGAGGACUUUGCUUCCCUGCUGAAGCUGCAGGUUCAGUACAACACGGCCAUUGUCCAUGUGACAUUGGAGAGGGAUGAACAGGCCUGGAAUGGCCACUACUUCCUUCUGACAGACCAGGACAGGCAGAACUACAAGUGCAGCUCUUUAUUGGUCGCCACUGGGACGUGGGUCCCCAACGUGGUAAACUUCCCUGGCUCAGAAUAUGUUGAGGGUUACGAGACUGUGUCCAUCAACCCGGAGGAUUUUGCUGGCCAAACUGUGUUGAUCUUGGGCCGAGGGAACUCGGCCUUUGAGACAGCAGAGAACAUUCUGGGUGUCACAAACUUCAUCCACAUGGUGAGCCGGUCCCGUGUGCGCCUCUCAUGGGCAACCCACUACGUCGGGGAUCUGAGAGCAAUUAACAAUGGCCUACUGGAUACCUACCAGCUGAAAUCUCUGGAUGGGCUUCUGGAGGGCGACCUGGAAGAUCUGGCUAUCGUCAAGGACAAGAAAGGGAAGCUGCACAUCACGCUCCGGUUCUACCUGGAGAACAGGAACACCAGCGCAGGCAUCGACUCCAUCACCCUCCCACAGGACGAACUGGAUAAUUUUGCCACCCGUGCACCUUAUGACCGUGUCAUCCGCUGCCUGGGCUGGAAGUUUGACUUCUCUAUCUACAACAGAUCCCUUAGAAUGAUGCCAGGAAAAGGGAAUAAAAAGAAGUAUCCUCAGAUCAAACCUAGUUAUGAGUCCAGAAGCACGCGGGGGCUUUUUGUUCUCGGCACAGCUAGCCACUCUGUUGACUUCAGAAAAUCUGCUGGGGGCUUUAUCCACGGAUUCCGGUACACAACUCGUGCAGUCCACCGCCUAUUGGAAAACCGUCACCAUGGUGUCCCCUGGCCGUCCACAGUCUACCCUAUUACACAGCUGACCAAUUCCAUCAUCAAACGGGUGAAUGAGGCCUCAGGCCUCUACCAGAUGUUCAGUGUCCUGGCUGACAUCAUCCUGCUGAGAGAGAAUGCCACAACAUUUGAAUACCUGGAAGAAUACCCAGUUGGAGUCCUGGCUGAGCUGGAAACGCAGAUGGGGAAAAAGGCUCCCAAUGGGCUGUUUGUUAUCAUCAUGGAGUAUGGGAGGAAUUUCUCUGGGGCUGACAAGGAUGUCUUCUACUACAACCGAGCAGUGGGAGAGGCACAGCAUGCCUGGCAGUCCAACUUUUUGCACCCUGUUAUCUACUACUACAAACACCUCCCAACAGAGCGUGAGAUGAGACUUCGACCCCCGGACUGGCCUCUCCCCCACCCAGAUGCCCUCCAUCACAUCGUGGAGGACUUCCUGACAGACUGGACGGCCCCCAACGCCCACAUCCUGCCCCUGAGGCGGUUUCUGGAGAACUGCCUCGGCACUGACCUGCGCAACUUCUUUGCAGAGUCCUGUUUCCUCUUUGCCUUCACCCGUCAGAAGCUGCCUCCCUUCUGUGGGCAGGGGUACCUCAGAAUGCAAGGGCUGGUGGGGAGCGAGGGGCUCCGGCGCCACGCGGUAGAAGCCGGCCUGCUGCAGGAUUACACUCCCAGUGACUUUUCGGGCGACAAAGCUCCCGACAGCCCUGAAGGGUCACAGGACCAGCUGCUGCGAGACCACGUGAUACCGCUUCGUCCGCUGCAGCACCUUGUUAAUGCCAAGGAUGAACUUUAAACCUUUCUCGCUCCACGCUGAGACCCACAGGUGCUGUCGUGACAAUAUUGUAACAGAGAUCCACAGCAGGAUUCUGCCCUUUCCUGUGCACCUUGUCCAUCCCCAUGCCUUCCACUGAUCGUGAGUUGCCAAAGACCUGCUGGGAUGUUGCUGUUACAAAGAGGAGCAACGUGCUCCGCAGGAUAAGUGAGGGCCAGAGUCCGGUGACGCCUUGCCCUGGCAGAGCUCACGCUUUCCGGAAGAUGGUGGCUGUUUAUCUCCCAGACCGACAUCUGCAGCGACAUCCAGGGGCCAAAGAGGAGAGAAUGCAGGAGCGCCUGGGUGACUUAAAAACGCCACGUCCCUCUUGUGAGGUGACCUGCUGGCACCCUGUGGCAGAGGGUGCCAGCUCUCUGGUCGCUGGAUGCCAUACGCUGCCAACACUUGAAGAUUUGUUUGUGCGACGGAUCCCGAAGCGGUACUCCAGGCAAACUGCCCGGUGGUUUUCCUGCAGAUGGAUUAGGUCAGUUGAGUAGCUGGAGUGGGGAGAGGUGGUCUUUUUUGUUGUUUUUUUUUAAGUUACCAGGUCGGUCAGCUGAUUUGUCAUUUUCCAGAGAGUACUACAAGAGGCCCUUCCCUCUACAGGCUGGGGGAAUGGAGUGCCUGGGACACAGAGACUUUCACUGAGCUCGGCUCCGCUGUCCUCAUGUUUUUCUUCUCCCGCACCAAGCAGCCUGAAACGUUAGCCCCUGUCUUUUAUAAAGCAUGACCAAUGUUU